Messenger RNA from Anopheles aquasalis, 1428 nucleotides. Its product is annotated as dnaJ homolog subfamily C member 28. Lineage: Eukaryota; Metazoa; Arthropoda; Insecta; Diptera; Culicidae. The record is from RefSeq and is a predicted model, not a curated record.
CAGCAACAAAGAUCGUCCGUCCGCCACACGCAUACAGACAACGCGGCGACGGCGAGAGCACGCACACCGAAAGCCACAUCAUCGCGAACGUCAAACGGCGGGAGAAAGUGGCGGAGAAAAGUGUCCUUAUCGGUUGGGGCAGUUUGUCUGGGAACCCGCGCGCCUACGUAAACGGAGGGAACGGUCAGCUGUUUUUUGUUGUGGUAAACGUCAUCCCCCCCUCGUUUCAAGGCCAAACGCCGUGGAGAGCCCUUCCUAGAAUCAGCAGCAGGGGCCCCCGGUAGGUAGAACAAGGAGAGACCGAAAUGUUGGCGAAGCAUACGCUAAUUGUGACGCCCCGGCACUACCUGCGGUGGAGUGUGGUGCGAUACAACCACACCCGACGAGGCGCAUUGUAUAAUAAAUGCUACCAGCUGCUGGGUGUGAAUGAAAACUCGGAUCAAAACACGGUCCGUCAGGCUUACCUGUCGCUCGUUAAACGCCUUCACCCAGACAGUGGCCACCCGGAGGCAAGCGCCGAGCGAUUCCAGGAAGUUGAUACGGCAUUCCGUGUGUUGCAAGAGAAGUUCGCCAAAGCACGGCGCGGAAUCGUGGAAGAUCUGCAGGAACAGGUCAAGGUUUACGAUAUCAAACACACGGCACCGCAGCAUCGGCAGUACCUGAGCUUCGAUGGUAUCGGCUACGGAACGCCGGCUCAAAGGCAGAAACAGUAUCAAGCCGUUCGUGCCUCGCGAGCACAGGAACGGGUGCUCGAGCACCGUCUUUCGAAGGCGCAAGCCUCCGAAUCGGCCCUCAUGAAGAAGGGUGACUACUUUAAGAAGCACGAAAUCAAAACCAAGUACGGCUACGAUCGCGUCGUGGAGGAUCUCAUCCAGGAGGCCAUCUCGCGCGGUGAUUUCUCCAAUCUGUCCGGCUUCGGUAAACCCCUACCCGACCAUCAAUCACAAAACCCGUACGUCGAUUUCACCACGCACAAGAUCAACAAAAUUCUGCUCGAUAAUGGUUUCACACCCGAGUGGAUCACACUCCACAAGGACCUCCGGGAGGCGACAGCUGUCCUGCGGGAAGAGUUGACGCGUGAACGAGCAAAACUUGGACCAGCACCACUAGGCGGCCGAGAGGAGCAACAGUGGGAGAAGCUGCUGGAAGAGUACCGACCGGAUGAGUCAAGGAUUAACAAAAUGAUCGACAAGUUCAACCUGAUCGUGCCGAUGCUCAACAAGCAGAUGGUACGCCUCAAUCUAGACCGGAUUGCAGCGGAAAUCCUAGCAACCGGGCCGGUUGCCAGCGUAACCACCGCCAAACGAACGCAACCAACGGCUGACGGGAGCGCGGAAUCCACAAAGCCCGCAAAGAACUCCGAUUCGGCCACAAAUAAGUCUAGUCUUCUUGGUUUUAUUGGUUCACUGUUUGGUUAGCAAUUCGGUC